CUAAGGAGAGCCUGGACGGAGCAGUGAGGAGGAGAGCAGCCGCGAAUUGGGGCUUCCCCUUGCCCAUCCCUGGCCGCUGGCCCGGGACCGAAGCCACCUGAGCGAGCAGAGAGCCGUCACCCUGUCUUCGUUGCCUUCAGGGAGCUGCUAAGAAGAACAAAUAAGAUCACAGACGUGAAAGAGCUUUUGUCUCCUUAGAAGAAAGGCUGAGAAACUAAAGGUCAAGGGCAGCCCAGGUGCCCAAUUUCUCUCUCUCUUCACAAGGCACCACCAGCAAUAGAGAUGAGAAAUUCUGAAGAACAACAAAGUGGAGGAACCACAGUAUUGCAGCGUCUGCUACAAGAGCAGCUUCGCUAUGGCAAUCCUAAUGAGAAUCGCAACCUGCUUGCCAUACACCAGCAAGCCACAGGAAAUGGCCCUCCUUUCCCCAGUGGCAGUGGGAAUCCAGGUCCUCAGAAUGAUGUGUUAAGUCCCCAAGACCACCACCAACAGCUUGUAGCUCAUGCUGCUCGACAAGAACCCCAAGGGCAGGAAAUCCAGUCAGAAAAUGUCAUCAUGGAGAAGCAGCUCUCCCCUCGAAUGCAGAAUAAUGAAGAACUCCCGACCUAUGAAGAAGCCAAGGUUCAGUCCCAGUACUUUCGGGGCCAACAGCAUGCCAGUGUUGGAGCUGCCUUCUAUGUCACUGGAGUCACCAACCAGAAGAUGAGAACUGAGGGACGUCCGUCGGUUCAGCGCCUCAAUCCUGGGAAGAUGCACCAAGAUGAAGGACUCAGAGACCUUAAGCAGGGCCAUGUCCGCUCCUUGAGUGAACGACUAAUGCAGAUGUCACUGGCCACCAGUGGGGUUAAGGCCCAUCCACCUGUUACCAGCACGCCCCUCUCCCCACCACAACCCAAUGACCUCUACAAGAAUCCCACAAGUUCCAGUGAAUUCUACAAGACCCAAGGGCCGCCUCCCAAUCAGCAUAGCCUGAAGGGCAUGGAACAUCGAGGCCCCCCACCAGAGUAUCCCUUCAAGGGCAUGCCACCCCAGUCUGUAGUGUGCAAGCCCCAAGAGCCAGGGCACUUCUAUAGUGAGCAUCGUCUGAACCAGCCAGGGAGAACAGAGGGGCAACUGAUGAGGUAUCAGCAUCCCCCUGAGUAUGGAGCAGCCAGGCCAACACAGGACAUCUCAUUGCCACUCUCAGCCAGGAACUCUCAGCCUCACAGCCCUACUUCUUCCCUCACGUCGGGGGGUUCCUUGCCCUUGCUGCAGUCUCCACCGUCCACUAGAUUGUCUCCCGCCCAACACCCCUUGGUCCCAAACCAAGGAGACCACUCUGCUCACCUGCCUAGGCCACAGCAGCAUUUCCUUCCUAAUCAGUCUCACCAGGGAGAUCAUUACCGUCUCUCCCAGCCUGGCCUGAGUCAGCAACAGCAACAACAACAGCAACAACACCAUCACCACCACCACCUCCAACAACAGCAGCAGCAGCAGCAGCCAGGAGAGGCCUAUUCAGCUAUGCCUCGGGCUCAGCAGCCAUCUGCUUCUUAUCAACCAAUGCCAGCAGACCCUUUUGCCAUUGUUUCCAGAGCCCAGCAAAUGGUUGAGAUCCUCUCAGAUGAGAACCGGAACUUGCGGCAGGAGUUGGAAGGAUGCUAUGAGAAGGUGGCAAGACUACAGAAGGUGGAGACAGAAAUCCAGCGUGUCUCGGAGGCAUAUGAGAACCUUGUGAAGUCAUCCUCCAAAAGAGAGACCCUAGAGAAAGCUAUGAGAAAUAAGCUUGAAGGGGAGAUUCGGAGGAUGCAUGACUUCAACAGGGAUCUGAGAGAGCGUCUAGAGACUGCCAACAAGCAGCUUGCUGAGAAGGAAUAUGAGGGGUCAGAGGAUACCAGAAAAACCAUUUCUCAGCUCUUUGCUAAAAAUAAAGAAAAUCAGCGGGAGAAGGAGAAGCUGGAAGCCGAGCUGGCCACUGCCCGUUCUACCAACGAGGACCAAAGGCGACACAUUGAAAUCCGAGACCAGGCCCUGAGCAACGCCCAGGCCAAGGUGGUGAAGCUGGAGGAAGAGCUGAAAAAGAAGCAGGUGUAUGUAGAUAAGGUGGAGAAGAUGCAGCAGGCCCUUGUACAGCUCCAGGCAGCAUGUGAAAAACGGGAGCAGCUGGAGCACCGUCUCCGGACGCGUCUGGAGAGGGAACUGGAAUCCCUCAGAAUUCAGCAGCGCCAGGGCAACUCUCAGCCCACCAACGUUUCAGAGUACAAUGCUGCUGCACUGAUGGAGCUCCUUCGGGAGAAGGAGGAGAGGAUCCUGGCCCUGGAAGCUGAUAUGACUAAGUGGGAACAGAAGUACUUGGAGGAGAAUGUGAUGAGACAUUUUGCUCUGGAUGCUGCUGCGACCGUGGCUGCUCAGAGGGACACAACAGUCAUCAGCCACUCUCCUAAUACCAGCUAUGACACAGCCCUAGAAGCUCGCAUCCAGAAGGAGGAAGAAGAAAUCUUGAUGGCCAACAAGCGUUGCCUUGACAUGGAGGGCAGGAUUAAGACCCUCCAUGCCCAGAUUAUUGAGAAGGAUGCCAUGAUCAAGGUACUUCAGCAGCGUUCCCGGAAGGAGCCAAGUAAGACAGAGCAACUGUCAUCCAUGCGUCCGGCUAAGUCUCUGAUGUCUAUUUCCAAUGCUGGAUCAGGCUUGCUAUCCCACUCUUCCACCCUGACUGGCACGCCUAUCAUGGAAGAGAAGCGUGAUGACAAGAGCUGGAAGGGGAGCCUAGGUAUUCUCCUGGGUGGAGACUAUCGUGCUGAGUCUGUCCCUUCCACACCCUCACCUGUGCCCCCCUCAACUCCCCUGCUUUCAGCUCACUCCAAGACAGGCAGCCGAGACUGCAGCACCCAAACUGAACGUGGAACGGACCCGAACAAAACUGCAGCUGUUGCUCCAAUCUCUGUUCCUGCUCCAGUUGCUGCUGCCGCCACUGCUGCCGCCAUCACUGCCAACGCUGCCACCAACACUGCCACCACUGCCACCAACACCACCACCAUGGUAGCUGCUGCUCCAGCUGCUGUUGCUGCCGCUGCUGCUCCAGCUACUGCUGCUGCUGCCCCGUCUCCAGCAACUGCUGCUGUUAUUGUUGCUGCUGUUUCUCCAGCUGCUGCUGCUCAGAUUCCAGUUUCUGCCUCAGCUGUUGCCGCUGCUGCUGUUGCUCCUGCUGCUGCUGCCGUUCAGGUUGCUCCAGCUUCCCCGGCUCCGGUUCCAGCUCCAGCUCCAACUUCGGUUCCGGCUUCAGCACCGGCUCAGGCUUCUGCUCCGGCUCAGACUCAGGCACCAACUCCAGCUCCGACUGCGGCUCCUAUUCCAGCUCCAGCUCCAACUCCAGCUUUGGCACAGGCUGAGGCUUCUGCAAGUCCAGCUACCGGUACUGGACCACGUCGUUUAUCCAUACCAAGUUUGACCUGCAGUCUGGACAAGACAGAUGGUUCUGUUUUCCACUCCAAUACUCUGGAAAGAAAAGCUCCCAUUCAGAUCCUGGGACAAGAGCCUGAUGCAGAGAUGGUGGAAUAUCUCAUCUGAAUGGCCAAAUCAAGAGCUUCGGUUUAUCAGCAAGAAUGCUUUUAAUCAUUUUUUUCCCUUUUGUUUUUUCUUCUUUUGAGGGUGAGGACAAGGGGGUGGGGGUGGGGAUGUUUUUUAAAGGGCCUUUUUUUUUUUUUUUGGAACAAUAUAAUACUUACGUAAUACCAUACAAACUCCAGUCUAUACUGGUAUACUUAGAGAUACCUCUAAACACAGAUUAAUCAGAAUGUGAUCUAAGGUUUAUUCUUUGAAUUUAUACAAAUACUGGACUGUUAAUGUCUGGAUAUACAUCAAUGCUUUCAAUGUGCUUAAAUUUGUUUAAAAUUUCUGUACAUCAAAUCUUUUUUUAAUUGAAGAACACAGUAUGUGUUGAAGGCAAAUUUGUAACAUGUAGUUCAAAAGUGGGAAGCCAGAGAGAAUUUAUGUAUUUGCUGUUUUGUACAGUUAUCAUCUAGACAGCAUUGAGAGAAAACUUUCUCAUCUGGCUAAUGAAAAGAAAUAGUUCUAGGAGCUUUGUUAGCUGGAGAAAAAGUGGGCAAUAUCAGUCAGUGGUGUGGAAGGGUGCUUGAGCUAACUUUCCCUCCCAAUUUCUUAGCUAUCCUACCCCAAGGUAUUGUGUUCAUCUUAAUUUCAGUGGUGAUUUGGAAGUGAAUUAUGUUGGUUCCCUCAUGGAGGUUCAUACAUUCAUAUAUAUGUUCUGGAGUAAUAUAUGCAUUUGGAUAUUUAACUUAUCGCUUUCAGAUGCUAGGAGAGUAAAUUAACAGAGCAAUGUACAACUUCCUCUCUCAUAGGGAGUUAGAACAUCAGAGGCCUUGAUGAAGAGUUGAUAAGGUGCUGUAUGAAGACUUUUGUGGUCUGUGUGUAGCCAUGAACACAGCUUGCUUAUCUUUCUUAAGACCAAUCAGCUUAGUGUUUAUUUCUACUACCGCACAAAGUCACUGGCUGGGUCACCAGUCUCAAAUUGCUAAUCAUUUGCAGUAAGGAAGCAUUUUUGUUGGCCAGUUUAAUGCUUUGGAUUUCUGGUGACUAAUUUGAAGUAACUCAUUUUGUUUUCUCGAAUUCUCACCUUAAGUCUUAAAAAGGCACAUUUGACUCUCACCUCCAAGGGAAUAGCAUCAGAAACCCAAAAGUACUGUGCUUCAGUCAGGGGAGAGGUUGAUUGCAGCAGUAUCCUCAACUACCUCUUCUCACUGCCAGUUGACUCCAGCUUGGAAUACCGUUGGAAAGCAACAGGAAAUGUGCAUGUGGGCAGGGACCAAAGAAGGAGAUGGCCCCAAGCCUUGUCAUAAGGUUGCCUCCAAGGACUCAGAAGGGGGAUGCCUGUUGCCACAGGUCCCUGCCAUGUGUUGCCUCUGUGCCCUCCAUUAAGGUGACAAAUCCACAGACAAUGUCAUUAAGAUCAGUUUUCAGGGGUUUAGGGAGGGUGAUGGGAGUGGGGGGAUGUUAGAUAAGGGUCGGGGUUAGAGAUUUCGGGGUAUAUUGGUUAGAAACCAGAUUUAUAGAAGGAUAGGCCUUAUAUUUUACAUCAUGAGCCAUAGUGGCUAGGAGGAAUUUUAACAGUAUAGCCCUACCCCCUCAUCUUAGAGAUGAAGAGUCUGAGACCUAGAGAACAUAAGUGACUUUUUUAAGGUCACGCAACACAGCUUACCACUCUGCCAAUUACCAUGCUUAUUUUGGGAAACCCCUAUAUCAAAAAAAGCCUCGUUUUAAGAAAAGGCAUCUUCACGGCUCAGGGCAUAUAUAUUUUCUAAAAUGUCCCUGGCUUGAGUAGUUUGUUCAGAGUUCUGAAUUCCUAUCUUGCCUCUCCUGCAGUGCCUUUUACAAGGUUUUACCUUUCCUGAUCCCCAUCUCAACACUGAGUCACAUGAAAUGCGUCCCCCUAAAUAACUCAUCUCACUUUUCUUGCUAUGAGGUUGAGUGUCUUGGAUCAUCUUAUGGGGUUCCUCUGUGAGUAUAGGAAUGGCAUAUUUAACAAUACUCUUGUGUAGUUCUUAAUUAUCUUCCAAAGGAAUUAACUUUAAAUGUGUGGGGAAAGACAAAGAGGGUGAUAUGAUUUUCAGCCAGUUUUUUCACAUAUUCAAUAAUGAAGUGAUCAUCCUACACAUUUGUCCUCAGUUAAAAAGUGAAUGGCAAAUGGAAAUUAAAAGUGCAGUUGUGUUAAUUCUCAUUCAUACAACCCUUUACUCAUAAGACAAAAAAACUUACAGUAGAAGCAAAAAUAGCAAACUUUAGGAGAACUAAUCUCUAUCCAAAUAAAUACAUUAAACAAAAUCUUUCAUCUUCUCUUUUCCUGGCUGUAACACAUUACCAGAAUUUUUGCUGACUCUGGGAGCCAUGUUUUUAAUCACAUUCUGUAAGGUGACAAAUGUUGUACAUUCCACACUGUGUGGCAGCGAUCUCUUUAGAAUCAUGUAUUUUGGGAAAGGAGGAAGUUCUUGGCUAAGUACUAUUUUGAACUGUCCAAAAUAUCUCCCCCGCUCCGCACUGCAGAGGCAGUCCCUUUCCCCUUAGUUUUUAAUCCCAGAUAAUUUGCUAAGACAAUAUCGUACAGCUAAGAGCUGGAAAGAAGUCCAUGUCAAUGUCAAUGUUUACGAAGAAGGUAGAUUCCGCCUUUUCAGGAAAAUCUCUAAUAGGUGUCAUUUUUUAAAUUCAGGUUUAUGGGAGAAAUCUCAAAUUAGUCACCUUUUCACUAUUGUGUGGAUGUAACAGUUGGGGAUCCUUUGUAGACCCCCACCUAUCUAUGCAUUUUACUGGCACCUCAGGAUAGGAAGGUGGCCUUGUUGUCUUAACUUGUACUGCCUGUUGAUUUCUGGGGAACUUCUAAGUCUGUUGUACCCCAGGGUCCCAUGUAUAGAAAAAAAAAAACUUCAUUAGAAGAAACGUACUUGAUAUAAUACUCCUAUUAACCAUUUUUAUUAAAUAAAAGUAGCUUGAGCAUUCUUUUAAAAUCAUGUAUCUCAAUUAUUGUUUUAAUGAAGGAUUUAUUUGCAAUGCUGCUUUUGAGCUUCAGGGUGACAGGACAGCAGGAAAUGGAAAUAUCUGCCAUCAUCUGCCAUAGGAAACAUACCAAGAGACCUGUUGUAUUUUCUUUUUGUUAUUACACUGUUGGGUGGGUAGAACAAUUGGAAAAUGAACAAACAGAUUGUACAAACUACUUUUUAUGAAGAGCUUAAAUACUCAGAAUGUGGCAGCUUAAAGUGUGUACAUAUGCACUAACUUUUAUAAAUUAUAUGCUCAUGUCUGUUAGCCAUACAAUCUCCUGUUAUCUCAAUUGCUCAUUCACAUAUGGAAUGUGUUACUUAAAAUGUUUACAUUCUUACUGAAAAUGUUUUCACAGAAAGGCAUAAGAUAUGGGCUAAUUGCCACCAAUUUCAGCCUGCCAUGAUUCUUGGAAAUAUAUCUUCCAAGUGCCAUCCAUCAUCAGUAGGACAAGUGUCAGGAGUUUGUUUAUUUUUUCCGGUAGCAACGAUGGGUUACGUAGAGCCAUCAAGCAUCCUUCUGGCCUCCCUUGUGAUUAAUGGCAUGUGUUUGUAAAAUGGAUAGCUGGGGCUGGGAGAUGGCUAGAGAAGAAUCACCUUUGGUUUCAAACUUAUGUAGCCCCCUAAUGACUGAGACCCCCCUUCUGUAAUCAACUGAGCUAGUUCCAAUAAAGUUAAGCAGGUUUAAAUCCACUUUGUGCCUAUCUUUUCACUGACAAUUAAGUUAGUUAUUUUAAAAU
Messenger RNA from Trichechus manatus latirostris (Florida manatee), 7261 nucleotides. It is a transcript of the gene AMOT, whose product is annotated as angiomotin. Gene Ontology annotation, molecular function: signaling receptor activity. Gene Ontology annotation, biological process: hippo signaling; actin cytoskeleton organization; regulation of cell migration. Gene Ontology annotation, cellular component: lamellipodium; bicellular tight junction; plasma membrane. NCBI's taxonomy places the organism in Eukaryota, Metazoa, Chordata, Mammalia, Sirenia, Trichechidae. The transcript has 13 exons. The record is from RefSeq and is a predicted model, not a curated record. The coding region runs from base 283 to 3543 and encodes 1086 amino acids.